Molecule: messenger RNA, 861 nt
Organism: Penicillium lagena
Lineage: Eukaryota; Fungi; Ascomycota; Eurotiomycetes; Eurotiales; Aspergillaceae
Product: putative bZIP transcription factor (MetR)
Exons: 2
Coding region: 1-861 (286 amino acids)
Biological process (GO): regulation of transcription by RNA polymerase II
Cellular component (GO): nucleus
Molecular function (GO): RNA polymerase II transcription regulatory region sequence-specific DNA binding; DNA-binding transcription activator activity, RNA polymerase II-specific
Source: RefSeq, a predicted model, not a curated record
AUGGCCGGGUACAACGGGCGGCGGGCGCCCAACUUCUCGCAAUACCUCGAUGACCUGAACGCCAUCCCCUCGCCCUACGAUCAAGCGGUGCAACAGCAGCAGCAGCAGCAGAACUCCUUCAACGUCGACGACGAACUCGCUCUCUUUACCAAUGCCGAGUUCUUUGAUUUUGAUAAAUUCGGGGGCCUCUCCCUACCCACGUUCGACUCGGUGGAUAACACCAAGACCGCCGGCGACCAAACAUCUCAUGAGGCGGACAUGAAAUUCCUCGAUUUUCUGAAUGAUGGCUUGGGCAAUAUCCCUGACUAUCCAACCGACUACAACACCAUUAACGCCCCUACGGCGGUGUCGGUAUCAGACUCGUCUUUCUCGAGUCCCCCCAAUGGACCGGUGGCUGCGACCCAGGCUCCUGCGCCUGCUGUUCCCGUAGCUGCGCCCAACCUGGCCCCAGCUCUUGCCCCGAACCCUUCAUCGACUGCCGUUGCUGGGCCUAAGCGCAAGCACACCCAAAAGUCGACGCAAGCUAGUGCAGAGGAAGCUGCGCUUGUCGCCGCCGAAGAGGACAAGCGUCGCCGGAACACAGCCGCAAGCGCCCGUUUCCGCGUGAAGAAGAAGAUGCGCGAGGCAGCCCUGGAGCGCACUGUCAAUGAGACAAACGAAAAGAACAGCCGUCUCGAGGCCCGUGUUGGUCAGCUGGAGCUGGAGAACAACUGGCUGCGCGGCCUGAUCAUGGAAAAGAACGGCGACACCAAGCGCAACGAGGAGGCUGAGAAGCAGAUCUCAGAUAUGUUCCAGAAGUUCUUGGCCUCGCGGAACUCAGAAUCCUCCGAGUCAAAGCACGGCGUGGGGACCAAUGCGUGA